UAUUUUAAGUUUAUCUGGCUGUGUUUAAUUCUAGUUAAUAGUCUUAUAAAACUUAAUGAAUGCAUUGAAUUGAAAAACAGACCAUUGGUUGCGAUAUUAUCUCAAAAAUACUAUUCACAACCCUCUAAGUCAUAUAUAGCGGCCAGUUAUGUCAAGUUUGUGGAAAGUGCGGGCGCUAGAGUGAUACCAGUUAUGAUAGACAGGGAUGAGAACUACUAUCGAGAUAUCAUUAAUAAGACAAACGGACUGUUGAUUCCGGGCGGAGGACAGGAUUUGUUAACAUCUGGUUAUGCAAAGGCCGGCCGACUAUUAUGGCAAUUGUCGACCACAGAGUUUAAAGACAGAAAGUAUCCGAUUUGGGGCACAUGUCUGGGCUUUGAACUCAUCAUUCAAUUCUACGCCAACAACACUCUGAGUGAUUGCGAUGCCAUCGAUGUAUCCAAUAGUUUGACAUUUGUUGAGCCCAUUCAAGACAGUAGACUCCUUCAGGAUAAGUCCAUUGUUGAAAUUCUUGCGGGACAAGAAGUUACUUAUAAUUAUCAUAAAAAGUGCUUAACAUUGGAAACUUUUAAUAAGACACCGGAACUUAAGAAAAAUCUUCGGUUAUUAUCUACGAAUAAGGAUAAGAAAGGUUUAGAUUACGUGUCAAUGUUUGAAUCCAUCAAUUAUCCCAUAUAUGGGGUUCAAUGGCAUCCCGAGAAGAAUCCGUUUGAAUUCGCAUACAAUGCAAAGUAUCUGAAUAUUCCUCAUAACUCGAGUGCCAUUAAAGUGAGUCAAUACAUGUCCAGCUUUUUUGUGGACGAGUGUCGCAAAUCAGUCCAUCCUAUUGUGAAUGCCAAAGAGGAGUCCGAUUCACUUAUAUAUAAUUAUCAACCUGUAUAUACCGGUGGGAAGACAAACUAUACCUACGAACAGAUAUAUCUAUUCAAUUCACAUAAACCUAAUCAUUGGUCCGUUUCUAUCGGGUUUCUGAUCAUUACUGUUAUCUUAGUUCUCAAUCUCUCUGUUAUUUGA
Messenger RNA from Oppiella nova, 1014 nucleotides. The record is from the annotation of a GenBank genome assembly. Lineage: Eukaryota; Metazoa; Arthropoda; Arachnida; Sarcoptiformes; Oppiidae.